Molecule: messenger RNA, 3738 nt
Organism: Uranotaenia lowii
Lineage: Eukaryota; Metazoa; Arthropoda; Insecta; Diptera; Culicidae
Product: probable aldehyde oxidase gad-3
Exons: 7
Coding region: 1-3738 (1245 amino acids)
Molecular function (GO): oxidoreductase activity; FAD binding; iron ion binding
Source: RefSeq, a predicted model, not a curated record
AUGAGCAUCGUUUUUACCAUUAAUGGAAAACUGUAUCAAGUUUCGGAAGAUAUUCCAGCGGACACCUCACUUACCACUUUCAUCAGAAAUCAUGCUCAUCUCAGUGGGACCAAGUUUAUGUGUCUCGAGGGGGGAUGUGGAGUUUGCAUCGUUAAUAUCACCAAGAAGCAUCCCGUAACACAUGAAAGAAUUUCUUACUCUGCCAAUUCUUGUUUGAUUUCGAUCUUUUCCUGCCAUGAAACGGAAAUCCUUACCGCGGAAGGGCUGGGCUCGCGGGCCGAUGGCUAUCAUCCCAUUCAGCGGAGGCUAGCAAUGUUCAAUGGAAGUCAGUGUGGAUUUUGUAGUCCCGGAUUUGUGAUGAGUAUGUUCAGUAAGUUGCGUGGCAAUCCAAACGCUAGACCGUCGAUGGAAGAACUUGAAAAAUCCUUGGAUAGCAACAUCUGCCGUUGUACCGGAUACCGACCCAUUUUGGAUACAUUCAAGUCUUUUGCCAGUGAUGCUGACGAAAAACUGCGUAGUGUUUGCCAAGAUGUAGAGGAUUUGGAACCGAGAUAUGACAAAGUGUGGUACAUAGCGCGCUCGUUAAGUGAUAUUCUAUCGAUAUUGAAAACAGAAAGCAACAGGCCUUACAUGCUGGUUGCUGGCAACACUGGCAAUGGGGUGUAUCGAAGAAGCCCCGACUUGGAGGUGUUUAUUGAUGUCAACUUGGUGGAAGAAUUGCGUGGUUACAAAAUUGAACGAAAGCUGACCGUGGGUGCCAACAUUACCUUCACGGAGUUCAUUGAUGUGCUGCGCGAGGCAGCCUCUAAUGAUGUUAACUUCAGCUACUGUCUGCAAAUUGCUGAACACAUGGAAAUGGUAGCGCAUACGGCAGUUCGCAAUGUUGGAACGCUGGCGGGGAAUUUGUGCUUGAAGUAUCAAAAUCCGCAGUUUACUUCGGAUAUUUUCAUCAUACUUGAAGCAGUCGGCGCAAUGAUAACCAUUGUAUCUCCCGAUAACACCGUUGACGUCGUCGCUCCUCUACAGUUUCUCCGCUACAACAUGAAAGGGAAAGUGCUCACGGAAAUCGCUCUUCUACCGCUGGACCCAAAGCUGUUCCGAUUCCAAUCGUAUUCCGUCCAGACCCGGGCCCAGAACGCCAUAGCGCUCGUCAAUGGGGCGUUCGUUCUGAAAAUCGACAACCACGAUACACCAACGAUACAACAUGCGAGCAUCUGCUUCGGCGGAAUUCAUCCAACCUUCACUCACGCUACCAAGACGGAAAGCGAAUUGUUGGGAAAGCAGUUUGGAUCGAAUGAAACGUUGCAACGCGCAUUGGGAGCACUGGAAUCGGAACUGACCUUUGAUUGGGUGCUGCCGGAUCCAUCGCCCGAGUUUCGAAGGUUGGCUGCCUUGGGGAUGUUGUAUCGGCUGUUCUUAAGCAUUGGAUGUCAUGAGGAUGGAUUGGUCGAUCCGAGAUUUGUUUCCGGGAUCGUCCCGAUUGAGCGUCCUCUAUCUUCCGGAUCGCAAUUGUUUGACACUUAUCCUCAGAAGUGGCCGGUUUCACAGUCGAUUCCGAAGGUCGAAGGUCUCAUUCAAACAUCGGCGGAGGCAAAAUAUAUCAAUGAUUUACCUAGUUUUACGAACGAACUUUACGCUUCCUUUGUAAUUGCCACCAAACCGCACAGACGAAUUGUAAGGAUAGAUCCUGGGAAAGCAUUGCAAAUGGAUGGGGUUGAAGCAUUUUUCUCGGCAAAAGAUAUUCCGGGAAAAAAUGAUUUUAUGCCCUUCUACAACGGCAGGAAUCAUUAUUUUCCCUUGGGAUUCAAUAGGGGAAUUACUUUGCGCACCGAUCCGGAGGAGAUAUUCUGUAGCGAGUACGUGCUGUAUCAUGGGCAACCGGUAGGAAUUGUCCUAGCUCGAUCAUUCGAUAUUGCAAAUCGUGCUGCUAGUUUGAUUGAAAUCGAAUACAGCGAAAAAAUGGAAAAGGAAGUUAAGGCAACUUUGGAAGAUAUAUAUGCUACCAAUGCGAAGGAUCGUUUGAUUGAACUACCUCACGGCUUCACAGGGCCAGCUUUUAACGACGGCACGACCGGUAGUUACGAAGCCAACGGAACGUUCCGUCUGGAAGGUCAAUUUCAUUUUUCAAUGGAAAACCAACUCUGUAUUUGUGUGCCUACCGAAGACAACGGGAUGGAUGUAUACACCUCAACUCAAUGGUUACAUCAAGUACAGCUCACGAUUUCGGAGGUCCUGAAAAUUCCGCAAAACACCAUCAACUAUUACUGUACCAGAGUUGGAGGAAGUUUUGGAGCCAAAAUGACUCGUAGCGCCUGGAUUGCUGGUGCAUGUGCCUUAGGUGCCCAUCUAACUAGACGUCCUGUCCGAUUCAUCAUGUCUUUGGAAGGCAAUAUGACAACUGUGGGUAAACGCCAAGGAUUGAUGGUGGAUUAUAAAGUCUCUGUGGAUGAACAAGGGAAAAUUUUAAAACUAAUCAACAAUUUUACCUAUGAUUUAGGUAGCUCUACCAACGAGACAUUAGAUUUCAUUUACCGCGUAGCUUUGGCCAAUUGUUACGAUAACAGCACCUGGAAACUAACUCCAUACGGAGGCAUAACCGAUACAGCCAGUAACAUCUGGUUGAGAUCCCCAGGCUUUGCCGAAGCCAUAUUUUCUAUUGAAACUAUAAUGGAUCACAUAGCCCACCAAUCUAAGCUAGACCCUGUGGCAGUACGGCUUGCCAAUAUCCCAGCAGCAAACAGUGAAAUGACCGAAUUGCUGGCUCAAUUCGUAGUAGAUGUUGAUUAUCACAAGCGAAAAACAGAAAUAGAAAAAUUUAACCAACAAAACAGGUGGCGAAAGCGUGGAAUAGCCAUUGUCCCUGGCAUACACCCCGUCGUCUAUUAUGGAAAUUUCGAUGCCCUCGUGUCGAUACACCAUUUAGACGGAUCAGUUUCGAUAACUCAUAGUGGUGUGGAGCUAGGCCAAGGUAUCAACACUAAAGCAGUCCAGGUGGCCGCAUACACCUUAGGAAUUCCUAAAGAGAAAAUUUCCAUUAAACGUAUAUCAAGCAUAACUUCUCCGAACGGAACGGUGGAAGUGGCCAGCAGCAGCAGCGAAAACGUAGCUAGUGCAGUGAUCAACGCCUGUCAAAUGCUCAUGGACAGAAUCAAACCGAUCCGUGAAAUGAACCCUAGCCUGUCCUGGGAAGCUCUUGCCCAUGCAUGUUUCGCUGCCAACAUCAGCCUCACGGCCCAUUACGCAACCAAUCUUAAUAACUUUUCCGUAUACAAUGUAUCGGCCCUAGCUUGCGCCGAAGUCGAGCUAGAUGUUCUUAGCGGAGCGAUACGCUUAUCUCGAGUAGAUAUCCUAGAAGACACUGGCGAAAGUCUGAGCCCGGGUGUCGACAUCGGUCAAAUUGAGGGAGCCUUUAUUAUGGGAAUCGGGUAUCUUUUAACUGAAAAACUUGUCUAUGACCCAGCUACCGGAGAGCUACUCAACAAUCGGUCUUGGAACUACAAACCCCCCGGGGCGAAAGAUAUUCCAACGGAUUUUCGAAUUAGAUUUCUCAAAAAGGCUUCCAAUCCGGUCGGGGUACUUGGGUCGAAAGCAACCGGUGAACCGGCUUAUAAUUUAGCUAUAUCGGCCUUAAACGCUUUGCGUUAUGCUCUAGAGGCGGCCCGUAAAGACGCUGGUUUGCCGGAUGAAUGGAUUACGCUUGGAAUUUUGUUCUAUGGACAUCACGUUCAAUUUACGUGA